This is a messenger RNA of Lachancea nothofagi CBS 11611, 1965 nucleotides long. The record is from the annotation of a GenBank genome assembly. NCBI's taxonomy places the organism in Eukaryota, Fungi, Ascomycota, Saccharomycetes, Saccharomycetales, Saccharomycetaceae.
AUGUCUACGAGUCCCAACUCCAUCUCGUCGCUGGAGGAGAAGCCCCGCGUUGCCCACCACGACGACGACAAAGUGGCCACGCCGCUCACAGAGGCCACGGCGCCCGCGCUGCUCGAGAAAAAAAACUCGGCCUCGCUCUCGUUUGCAGACUCCGAAAAACACGCCCCAGACCUGGCUCCCGACAAUGUGCUAGCAGAGUAUUCCGAAGAACAAGUAAUGCAGAUGGGGCGCGCGUUUGCCCGCAAAUAUGAACUGCCCAACGACGACGAUGUGUUUGCACGUGCCGCGGCGCUGGCCAGACUGCCCAGCCGCUACGACCACAUGUCGUUUCUCACGGAGGAAGAGCGUCUGGCCUGCUACGACGAAGAGCACAAGCCCUUCCGCAACAUGCCUCGCAAGCUUAUAGCCAUUGUGUGCGCGUCGGCCAUGGGCGCGGCCGUCCAAGGUAUGGACGAAACCGUGAUCAACGGUGCGCUUCUUUUUUACCCAACGCCGUUGGCGCUGGGCGCCAAGACCGACCGCAACGACUGGCUUCAAGGUCUAGUCAACGGUGCGCCAUAUCUGUGUUGCGCCGGAGUCUCUUGCUGGAUGACUGAUUGGCUCAACAACCUCAUGGGACGUAAACGGGUCAUAUUUGUCACCUGCCUGAUAUCCGCUAUCGCGUGUUUACUACAAGCGUUUGCACCCACGGGAGAACGCGGCUGGCACUAUCUAUUCGCCAUGCGGUUUUUACUUGGAUUUGGUAUCGGUCCCAAAUCUGCCACCGUUUCCGUGUAUUUGGCCGAAUGUUCCACCAAAAAAUUGCGUGGUAUAAUCUGCAUGAACUGGCAAACCUUCACCGCUUUCGGCAUAAUGUGGGGGUACAUCUUCUCCCUCAUUUUCUACAAAGUUGGCAGCGGUGCUGUUUCCGGUGGUCUGAAUUGGCGUCUGAUGUUGGCCUCGGCCAUGAUACCGGCCAUUCUCGUUUUGGUCCAAAUCCCAUGGUGUCCCGAGUCCCCCCGUUGGCUCAUGGGUAAAGGUCGUUACAAAGAAGCCUAUGAAAGUACCGUUCAAAUCAGACCUCAUCGCAUCCUUGCAUGCCGCGAUCUUUUCUACCAACACGUUUUACUGUUGGAGGAAGAAUCUUUAGAGAAACCUUAUUUCCAGAGACUGCGUGAGGUUUUCUCCGUCAGGCGUAAUCGUAACGCCUUUAUUGUCGCCUUUGUCUGUGCAUUCAUGCAACAGUUCUGUGCCAUCAAUGUCAUUGCAUACUAUUCAUCCGCCAUUUUCCUAAGCUCCGGAUUCACCGAGGUUUCCGCACUGUGUGCCUCGCUUGGCUUUGGUUUGGUAAAUUUCUUCUUUGCCAUACCUGCAUUUUUCAUGAUCGAUCGUUUUGGUCGCAGAUUCCUUCUACUAAACACCUUCCCACUGAUGGCGGUAUUUUUAUUCGUCACUGGGUUUGCAUUCUGGAUACCCGGUGACCAGGCCCGUAUUGGAGUUGUUUCCAUGGGUAUUUACAUCUUCUCCGCAAUUUAUUCCUUUGGAUGUGGUGUGGUUCCCUUUGUUAUCGCUGGUGAAGUUUUCCCAUUGUACGUGCGUGCUAUUGGUGCCUCAUUGUUUACAAUAAUUCUGUGGGGCUUCAAUUUCAUUUUAUCUUUGACUUGGCCACGAAUGCUAAAUGCUCUACAUCCACAAGGUGCUUUUGGCUUCUAUGCUGGCUGGAAUGUCAUUGGUUGGUUCUUGGUUUAUUUCUUAAUGCCAGAAACCAAACAGUUGACAUUAGAAGAACUUGACGAAGUUUUCGAUGUGCCUUUGCGUAAGCGCGUUGCCUUCCAGUUCACUCAAUUGUGGCCAGAUUUCCAAGAGUACAUUCUGCGUAGAAAAAAUGUGCCUAGACAACCACCAUUGGAUCGUCACCAUCGUCUAGCAGUGAAGGCUGCUGAAUGGGACGAGAAAGCCAACGUGGAACAGGUUGAGCACGCAUGA